AGGAAUAUGAAAGCUAUCGAAACGUCAACAAGAGUCGAUGGUGUUGGCAGAAACACUCACAUAGAGUUCUACGAGAACAGCAUGGAGGGUGAGCGAGAACCACAUUGCCGCUCCAAACCCACUUCGAAAAGCCGACCCAACGCCGAGAGGUCCAUUGUUCAUGUCGGCAGGCACGAUCACCUGAUGCGAAGCGGAAGGGUCGACGAUGCAUUCUGGGUAGGCGGGGAAUGUGCCGUUGAAGCCCUCGUUUUGGAGUGUGACUUGGCUUGGGUGAGGAUCAGCCCUGAAAUGACCAAAAAGACUCGAGCGGUAACAAUCGACGUCAAGUAUGCCAUCCAUCCUACAAGCCCCUACCCCAUAACACCCGAGACCGACACGCAGAUGAAGAGGGUAGCGAGUCCAAGAUUACCCGCUGCUUCACCUCCGAACGCAUUGGGAGUUAUCAAGAUGGCGGUGAUGGCGCCGGGGAUGAACAAGAGGAGGACGAUACGGCCGUUGAGACGAUGUAAUGAUGGAAUGCUCUAUAGACUUGAUGAGCUUGGGAAUUGA
This is a messenger RNA of Acaulospora colombiana, 549 nucleotides long. Lineage: Eukaryota; Fungi; Glomeromycota; Glomeromycetes; Diversisporales; Acaulosporaceae. The record is from the annotation of a GenBank genome assembly.